GGUUGUUGCUACUGCACGCAGCGGCAACGCGCGCUUAUCAUCCCCCCGCGAACGGUUGGAGCGAUAAGUCGACUCGAUAAAUCGACGGGGGCAAAUCCGCGCUUCACUCCGACCCCGAGCUCCGAAUCACCUAAACACGCGUCGUUCGGCGGAGGGAGGGGGACGAGUGCGAGUGUAUAUAUAUACAUAUACGUGUGGUGCGUUUCGUAAAGGUGCGAGGAAUUUUCCGGACGAUACAUGAAAUUGCGAAUAUCCAGCAGGUUGACGAAUGGUGCUGGUGAAAAAUCCGUCCCCGACGCGCGGCCCGAGCCCCCAACGAGAAAAUGGGAGGAACGGGAGGUCGAGGGAACGAAGAGUUGGAGGACGAGGCUCGCGAGGAAACAGUCCUGGCGAGCAAACUGGUUCUCGAGGAAGUAGUCCAGGAAAGAGCGGUGGCUCCGACACCAAGGGAAAGGGAAAAAACACGCUGUUGCACUCGGCACGGGGUAACGAGGCCGGUAGCAUCGAAAGAUUAAUAGACGGUGAUAAACGGAUAAUUGCGACCAAGCAUCUACUUCCAGAAAACAAUAUAAAUGUCGUCGUCAGGGUUCGUCCGCUCAGUAAUAAAGAAAUUAAAUCCGGUGAUGAAAUGGCCGUUCAGUUUCCCGGCGAUGGACAAAUAUACUGCGACGCGGUUACGAGCAGCGGCGACAAAAAGCCGAAGGUGUUCUCGUACAACGUCGUUUUCGAGCCAAAUGCCACACAGGAGGAUAUCCUGCAGUACUCCGGUAUUAAGAACCUCAUCGAAAUGGCGGUGGAAGGCUUCAGCUGCACCGCGUUUUGUUACGGACAGACCGGAAGUGGCAAAACGCAUACCCUGACUGGACCUCCGAGACUCUUCGAAAAAAUGGAUCCGUACUCGGAGGACCAUGGUCUGGUCUUCCGUUCCUUCGUCUACCUAUUUAAAGUCCUUCAAGAACACGAGAAUUGCAACUUUGUUCUAAAGGCUUCCUUUCUGGAAAUCUAUAAUGAGAAGGUGAUAGAUCUCUUAAAUCCCGGCUCUUCGAGGAAACCCCUGGCAGUACGGUGGAGUAAGAAGACGCGUGGAUUUUUUGUCGAGAAUCUCUUCACGGUAGAAUGUGAAGAACUGGACGAUCUUCUGGCGGUUCUCGAAGAAGGACUGAGGAAUAGAUCGAUCGGUACGCACAAUAUGAACGAAUAUUCCAGCAGAAGCCACUCGAUCUUGACUAUAGCUAUAACUUCUGAGCAAGCAAUGGAAAACGGUGUGUUCAUCUCGAAACAAGGAAAAAUUAAUUUCGUGGACCUUGCCGGAAGUGAAAUGACGAAGAAAACACAGAGCGAGGGCAAAACCUUGGAAGAGGCGAACAAUAUUAACAAGAGCCUCAUGGUAUUAGGAUACUGCAUCUCUUCCUUGAGCGAUGGAAAACGGAAAACUGGCCAUAUUCCUUAUCGGGACAGUAAAUUGACGAAGCUUUUGGCCGACAGUCUCGCUGGAAACGGCGUCACGUUAAUGAUCGCCUGCGUUUCGCCGGCUCGUUCAAAUGCCACCGAGACGUUAAACACCUUGAGAUACGCCGCGAGAGCUAAAAAGAUCGCUACGAAGCCUCUUAUAGUGAUGGAUCCACGCGAAGCUCUGAUUCUCAGCUUGAAGCGCGAAGUGGGGGCUCUUCAGACCGAGAACGAUCAUUUAAGGCUGGCUCUUCAUCUCAGCAACGAGGCUCAAAACAUGAUCCGCAGCGAAUCGAAAAGUGACAGACUGAUAGCCGUGACACCGCCACCGGUGGAUCUCGACAAAUUGGCCGAAAUGGAUAGCUCGGAGCUGAGCACAUUGAUCCAAGCGUACAUCAGCGAGAACGAGGCGCUACGGCGCGAGAAUGCGGAGCUCUAUGUCACGCGGGACCAAGUGAUACGAGACCAGGAACUCGUUUGUCGGGAAAACGAGAGGCUGCUCAAGAAACUCGAGGACGUAAACUCGGUGUGCUGCCGAUCGCCAAUAAUACCAGCGAGACCCUCGUACUCGGCGGAAUUAUUGAAUGACAACAACGAAGAUGUACCUGGUGCGACCAACGUCUGGAUGAAUCCGAACGCUGCUCCCAGCCCAGUGUAUUCCUUCUCAAAGCACACGCUCGGUAGCGGAGUAUACAGAUCAGCCGGCAGUAUGCCGGAAAAGGUGCAGAAGGAGCUCGACAAGCGUAGGAUCGUCGGCAGCUAUAAUAACAUUGCCGAAACCUACAAGGACAAGAGCAAUCACCGUCGACACAAUUCGUGGGACAACGACAAUCGGCCUAUGAUCAGUCCGGAGCAGAGAAUCUCAUCGGUGGAUGUAAAUCAUCAAGGUCAAAGGACGACCUUGCGGCGCACCUCGACGGUCCCUGAGGAGGGCAAGCCUCCGCCGACGAGGUCGAGAUCGGACGGCUCCACCGCCACCGUCGCCGGCACCACCACCACGAUCGCCACCAAUGUGGCUACCGAGACGCGCGCCGAGCAAUCUAACGGAUCGCCCGAUUCGAUCCUGAGUGGCCCUCUCGAGGAGGGCGGCAAUUCCGCUCCCGACUCCGCGGAAUCGGUCGCCCCCACCGUCCCCUUCCCGCCGAUAUCGCACUCGCCCUCGUCCCUCGCGACGACGGAAUCGGACCCGCGGAACCGGAGGUCGCAGUCGCGGGCCAGCGGGAAGGACAGGAUGAGGAACGCCGGGGGAAGAAUGAAGGACGAGCAGCGGGCGUUCGGGAGUCCGGUCCCCGUCGACGACGACGACGACGCGCGAUUUUGAGGUG
Molecule: messenger RNA, 2774 nt
Organism: Temnothorax curvispinosus
Lineage: Eukaryota; Metazoa; Arthropoda; Insecta; Hymenoptera; Formicidae
Product: kinesin-like protein KIF12
Exons: 16
Coding region: 269-2770 (833 amino acids)
Biological process (GO): microtubule-based movement
Molecular function (GO): ATP binding; microtubule binding; microtubule motor activity
Source: RefSeq, a predicted model, not a curated record